GAAAAAGAAGGAAGGUGCUCAGAAAAAGGCUGCUGAACAAAAAACCAAAGUGCCAGAACCUAUUAAGACCAGUUUAAGCCAGCCCCAACCUGCCGGUACCAGUACCAGUACUUCCACCAGCACUAUUACCAACAAUAAUAAUGGCAAGCGUGCAUCUGCCAACGGGCAGCAGCCAGCUGCAUCCCGAUACCUGCCUCGUGAGGUGCCUCCACGCUUCCGCCAACAAGAACAGAAGCAGCUCUUAAAAAGAGGCCAGCCUCUGCCUGCUGGAACUCUUAUCAGCACGAGCCCAGCGCAAGGUACCGGACAAGUCGGAACAAGUCCUCCUCCACAGCCAGGAGUAGGUGGACAUCACCACCCCAGUAAGACUCAGAUCCCAACAGCUCUACAGGAUGAGGCUCACUCUCAACACAGCCGACAUAUUGAAGCUGAGAGCCCAGGCGAACCUAGAUGCAGAAGGGGAGGCAGCUCUGUACACAAUGUAGCGUCUCCUAGGAUGGUUGGGCGUCACCUUUCCUCAGACCUUGGCCACAGUGGAUUGGGAGACCACUAUGAGAAUACUCACUGGGGACAGCAGCCCACUUUCCGAAGUGAAGCCAGUUGCGGCUGGGAUAAAGUGAUAAUAGACAGGACUGACAAGGAAGCGUGGCCUUCCAUUACAGGAACUGAGACUGAGUCUGCCUCAGAAUGUACUACAGACACUGACUCUGCCUCCAACUGUGGCUCUGAGAAUAGUAGCAUGGCUACAGGGAGUGCCCAAGGCAACUUCACUGGACAUACAAAGAAACCCAAUGGCAAUAAUGGCACCAAUGGAGCACUCAUCCAAAGCACUUCUAACCAGAGUGCCCUUGGAGCUGGGGGAGCAAAUAGUAAUGGAAACUCAACCAGAGUGUGGGGUGUUGCCACCAAUUCCAACUCUGGCUUAGCUCACUGCUCUGCCAGUGGUGGGGAUGGAAAGAUGGACAAUAUGAUUGGAGAUGUUAGAAGUCAGAAUUGUUGGGGUGCUUCCAACUCAAAUGCUGGCAUUAAUCUUAACCUUAACCCCAAUGCCAAUCCAGCUGCCUGGCCUGUACUUGGACAUGAAGGAACUGUGGGAGCAGGCAACCCGUCCAGUAUUUGCAGUCCAGUCAGUGCCAUAGGUCAGAACAUGGGCAACCAGAAUGGGAACCCAGCAGGCACCUUAGGUGCUUGGGGAAAUUUGUUGCCUCAAGAGAGCACAGAACCACAAACGUCCACUUCUCAGAAUGUGUCUUUCAGCGUACAACCUCAGAACCUUAACACUGAUGGACCAAAUAACACUAACCCCAUGAACUCUUCACCAAACCCUAUCAAUGCAAUGCAGACAAAUGGACUGCCAAACUGGGGCAUGGCUGUUGGCAUGGGGGCCAUCAUCCCACCCCAUUUGCAAAGCCUUCCUGGUGCUAACGGGACAUCAGUUUCUCAAGUCAGUGGGGGUAGUGGUGAAGGAAUAGGCAAUUCAGUGUGGGGGAUAUCCCCAAGUAAUCCUGCCACAGGAAACAGCAAUUCUGGGUUCAGUCAGGGGAAUGGAGACACUGUGAACUCAGCAUUAAGUGCUAAGCAAAAUGGAUCCAGCAGUGCUGUGCAGAAGGAAGGGAAUGGAACAAAUGCAUGGGAUCCUGCCAGUCCUGGAGUCUUAGCAUGGGGCAGGGGCAAUGGCAACAAUAGCGUUGGUAGUAUGCAUUCUGGUGCUUGGGGACAUCCAAACCGCAGCACUAGUAAUGGUAUUAAUGGUGAAUGGAGCAAACCCCCAAACCAGCAUUCCAGUAAUGACAUCAGUGGGAAAGGAUCAACAGGGUGGGAUAGCUCUAGUGUUACCAGCCAGAAUCCUGCCAUGCAGCAGGGCAAUGAUCAAAUAAAUUCUUGGGCCAAAGCUGCAGCAACUGGCAACACAGGUAGUGAAGGAAGUAAUGAUAGCAAUGGAAGUCAGAAUGAAGGCAGUACUGGAAGAGAAGGCCCUGGAGAGUGUCGAAGAAGAGACAAGGGAAUGAUAGACCAAGGACAAGUCCAACUACCAAGGAGUGACCUUGACCCAAGGGUUCUUUCCAACACUGGAUGGGGACAGACGCCUGUAAAACAAAACACUGCCUGGGAAUUUGAAGAAUCUCCAAGGUCUGAACGAAAGAAUGACAAUGGAACUGAGGCAUGGGGUUGUGCAGCUACUCAGCCUUCAAAUGCAGGGGGCAAGAAUGAUGGGUCCAUCAUGAACAGUACAAAUACCUCUUCAGUAUCUGGGUGGGUCAGCUCUCCACCUGCAUCCGUUCCAGCUAAUACAGGUUGGGGUGAUAACAAUAACAAAGCGCCAAAUGGCCCUGGGGGAUGGGGAGAGCUAACAAAUUCAACUGCUGUCAAUAAUGCUGCUGCUGCCAAAAGUGGCCACACUUGGAGUGGGACCACAAAUCAGGAGGACAAGUCGCCUACUUGGGGGGAACCUCAGAAACCUAAAUCUCAAAACUGGGGAGAUGGACAGAAAUCAAAUCCAGGCUGGACUUCAGGUGGCGGAGAUUGGGUUGAUUCCUCAUCUAUCCCUGGACACUUGGGAGAUGGGAAAAAGAAUGGUUCUGGAUGGGAUGCUGACAACAGAUCAGGGUCUGGUUGGAAUGACACUACACGUUCUGGGACCAGUGGAUGGGGAAAUGGCACAAAUAGCAAAGCUAAUACAGGUACAAGCUGGGGGGAAUCUUUAAAAUCUGGUCCCCAACAAAAUUGGGCUUCUAAAUCCCAGGACAACAAUGUGAGUAAUUGGGGAGGAGCUGCUUCUGUUAAACAGACUGGAUCAGGAUGGGUUGGUGGACCAGUGCCAGCCAAACAGAAAGAUAGCAGUGAAGCAACUGGGUGGGAAGAGCCCUCUCCACCUUCCAUUCGGCGCAAGAUGGAGAUUGAUGAUGGUACCUCAGCUUGGGGUGACCCAAAUUACAAUAACAACAAGACUGUAAAUAUGUGGGAUAGAAACAAUCCUGUAAUCCAGAGCAGUACCACAGCCACCACCACCACCACCACUAUCAACGCAAACAUGGCUGAACCUCAGCCAACGCACCAGUCAAGUGCCCAGUCAAACCGGUCCCCUCUUCUUGGUCCAGCAGGCUGGGGAGAGAUGCCUGCCGUCCAUGCAAAGCCUGAAGCUUCAUGGGGAGAACCUUCCUCCCCUUCUGCUGCAGUUGAUAAUGGCACUUCAGCCUGGGGGAAGCCCCCUAGCAGUGGUACAGGGUGGGGAGAUAACUCUGCUGAGUCAGCAGGGACAUAUGGAAGAGUGAGCGCACCAACUGCUGCCCCAGCACUGUGCAAACCAGCUUCUAAAUCUUCUAUGCAAGAAGGCUGGGGCAGUGGUGGAGAUGAAGUAAAUCUCAGUACAAGUCAGUGGGAAGAUGAAGAAGGAGAUAUGUGGAAUAAUACUGCUUCACAAGAGAGCAAUUCCUCUUGUAGCUCCUGGGGGAAUGCCCCAAAGAAAGGACUUCAGAAGGGCAUGAAGACAUCUAGUAAGCAAGAUGAGGCCUGGAUCAUGAAUCGUCUGAUAAAACAGCUUACAGACAUGGGCUUCCCAAGAGAGCCAGCAGAAGAGGCCUUAAAGAGUAACAGUAUGAAUCUAGAUCAGGCCAUGAGUGCUCUGCUGGAAAAGAAGGUGGAAAUGGACAAGCGUGGAAUGGGAGUAGCUGACUACAAUGGAAUGGUCACCAAACCCCUUGGCUGCCGCCCACCACCGAUCUCCAAAGAGUCUUCCAUGGACCGCCCCACCUUCCUUGACAAGGAUGGCGGCCUAGUGGAAGAGCCCACUACUUCACCAUUUUUGCCUUCACCAAGCCUGAAGCUCCCCCUUUCAAACAGUGCACUCCCUAAUCAGACCCUGGGUGGGAUUGCCUCAGGGCUGGGCAUGCAAAACUUGAAUUCUUCUAGACAGAUACCGAGUGGCAAUCUGGGUAUGUUUGGCAAUAGCGGAGCAGCACAAGCCAGGACCAUGCAACAGCCGCAGCAACCGCCAGUGCAACCUCUUAACUCAUCCCAGCCUAGUCUUCGUGCUCAAGUGCCUCAGUUUCUCUCCCCUCAGGUUCAAGCACAGCUUUUGCAGUUUGCAGCAAAAAACAUUGGUCUCAAUCCUGCACUAUUAACCUCGCCAAUUAAUCCUCAGCAUAUGACGAUGUUGAACCAGCUCUAUCAGCUGCAGCUGGCAUACCAACGUUUACAAAUCCAGCAGCAGAUGUUACAGGCUCAGCGUAAUGUUUCCGGACCCAUCAGACAACAGGAGCAGCAAGUUGCACGUACAAUCAAUAACAUGCAGCAGCAAAUUCAGCAGCACCAGCGCCAGCUGGCCCAGGCCCUGCUUAUGAAGCAGCAGCCACCCCCUCCACACCUAUCUUUGCACCCCUCUGCAGGCAAAUCAGCCAUGGAUAACUUUUCACCCCAUCCCCAGGCUCCUGGCCUAUCUGACCUGCAGACCAAAGAGCAACAGUCUUCACCGAACACCUUUGCUCCUUACCCCCUUGCUGGAUUGAACCCUAACAUGAAUGUAAACAGUAUGGACAUUCCUGGUGGUUUGUCAGUGAAGGAUACUUCUCAGUCCCAAUCUCGCCUUCCUCAGUGGACACACCCCAAUUCAAUGGAUAAUCUUCCCAGUGCUGCUUCUCCACUUGACCAGAACCCUAGCAAGCAUGGUGCUAUCCCUGGAGGUCUGAGUAUUGGCCCUCCAGGAAAGUCCUCCAUUGAUGAUUCUUAUGGCCGGUAUGAUCUGAUUCAAAAUAGUGAAUCACCAGCCAGUCCUCCUGUAGCUGUUCCUCAUAGCUGGUCACGUGCCAAAUCUGAUAGUGAUAAAAUCUCCAAUGGCUCCAGCAUUAACUGGCCACCAGAAUUUCAUCCUGGAGUACCAUGGAAAGGAUUACAAAACAUUGACCCUGAAAAUGAUCCUGAUGUUACCCCUGGAAGUGUUCCUACGGGUCCUACAAUUAACACCACCAUACAGGAUGUCAAUCGCUAUUUACUCAAGAGUGGAGGGUCAUCCCCAACAUCAUCUCAGAAUGCCACGCUGCCUUCAUCGAGUGCCUGGCCACUUAGUGCCUCCGGCUACAGUAGCUCUUUCAGCAGCAUUGCAGGUAAAUUGUCAGACAUCAAAUCAACGUGGUCUUCUGGCCCAAUUUCUCACACACAAGCCUCUUUGUCACAUGAACUCUGGAAGGUACCCAGGAACACUACAGCUCCUACAAGGCCACCUCCAGGCUUAACAAACACCAAGCCAUCGUCUACCUGGGGUGCCAGCCCAUUGGGCUGGACCAGCUCUUACUCCUCUGGCUCAGCCUGGAGUACUGACAGCUCAGGAAGAACAAGUAGCUGGCUAGUUCUCCGUAACCUCACUCCCCAGAUUGAUGGCUCUACACUGCGUACUCUAUGCUUGCAACAUGGUCCUCUUAUUACAUUCCAUCUGAACCUGACUCAAGGGAAUGCUGUGGUCCGAUACAGUUCCAAGGAAGAAGCAGCAAAGGCUCAGAAGUCUCUGCAUAUGUGCGUUUUGGGGAACACUACCAUCUUGGCUGAGUUCGCUGGAGAAGAGGAAGUGAACCGUUUUUUAGCACAAGGCCAGCCACUGCCCCCCACUUCCAGUUGGCAGUCCAACACUGGAACCACUCAGACACGUUUGGGCUCCACAAGCAGUUCUCAUGGAAUGGUGCGCAAUGAUGCAGGCCACUGGAAUACCCCCUGCCUUGGUGGGAAAGGGAGCAGCGAUCUGCUCUGGGGUGGGGUCCCUCAGUAUUCAAGCAGCCUUUGGGGUCCCCCCAGCACCGAUGACGGCAGGGUUAUCGGAAGCCCAACGCCUUUGAAUACUCUGCUCCCAGGGGACCUUCUCAGCGGGGAGUCCAUCUAGGACGCCAGAAAAACAAAAUGGAAGUAACAAUCAUCAGCACUAAAGGAAAAAAAUAACAGUAACCCUUUCCAGUCCAGGGCAUCACGAAGGAUCCAGCUUUAAUAGAUCAGACUGGCAGCCCUUUUUUUAGUACCUCUGUCUAAUCUCGACUAUGAAACUCUGCUGGAGUCCUUGUGAACUGUUUGCAUAACAGUAUGGGCUCCCUUUGGUCAGUGUCAUGUGCUAAUGAUAGAUUUUGUGUGGGUUUUUUUCCAACAGCUUUUUAAUUUUAUUUUUAUGUUUGUAUGGUGUUUUUAAAGACGUAUACAAGCUGCUUAGACUAGUUCUAUCAUGAAGGGCACUUUUCAGAAUUUGGGCUGGAAAGGGUUAUUUUAUCAACUUGGGGAAGUUGGGGGGGGGAUGAAGGGGAGGUGAGAAAGCCUAUUUAAAAUGAGCCUGUGAUAAUUAUGCACAUUACCAGAGGCGGAUCCAGUAAUCAGUGGGGGUGGCAUUCGACCAGCCUGUCAGCAGCAUUGGGGAACAAAUCUUAACCCCCUUGGCUGGAUGACUUGGAUUGAGAGGUGGGGUGGAAUAUCCAGGUCCACUACUCCCGUGGGUCCUGCCUAUGCACAUUACACUUGUUUCAUUACUUUUUGUGUCAUUUUUUUUUAAUUCUCCCCCCAAAUAGUUCAAAGUUUUUAAAAAAAAAAAAGAAAGAAAAAAGAAAGAAAGAAAGAAAGAAAGAAAGAAAGAAAGAAAGAAAGAAAGAGAAAAAUUAACAUAUCAAACAUGCAAUUAUACUUGAAUCCAGCAGGCCAAUAACAAAAUGUGAACACUUUCUAUUAUUACACUUCCAGGUUGGCAUCAGAAAACAAAAGAACAGGCUCUAGGAAUUUUUUUUUUUUUUGGUUCUUUCUUACGUGUAUGCAUUGGGGAAAAAUUGAACUGAUGUGUGAACGUAUGGAUGUGUGUGUGUGCCAGGUGUACAACUUAACAAAUUGUGUGACCUUUUUUCUUUUCUUCUUUUUCAGUAUAUGCUUUUGAUUUGCUUAUUGGUCAAAUGUUUAAUUGUUAUUAGCUUCUAACUUUGCACUGAGUGUCCACAGCCCUUCUUGUAGCUAAUCCUACUUGUUUUUUUUUAAAAGAAAAAUUAAAAAAAAAACUGAUAGGAGGGGCUGGCGACAAUUCACGUGUAAAUGUUUACUCAAGGACUCUUACCGCAUUUUAAAAACUUACAGUGUGUAUCUCUGGAGAAUAAUAUGUAUAUCUACCUUUAGCAGCUUUUUAUUGUGGACUAAUGCAAGAAAAUAAUUACCAGAGUAUUGCACCAUUUUUUUCCCAUUCGGAAUAUAAAGUUUAAAAAAAAAAAGGAAAAAAAAAACUCUUGUUGAACUGUGGCCAUAAAUACUUGUAAAGAGUGGAUGGUUCCCUGCAAGCCGGAACAGAAACAAGCACUUGGACAUAGGUUUUGACUGCUUUUGGAGGAGCCUACGAUUUCAGCUCCCACCUGUUUACAAACCUUUUUUUUUUCCUCCUUCAAACUUUAAAAUAAAAAAAGGAAUUGAAAAAAAAAGAAAAAAAAAAGACUUCCAUCAUAAAGAAACCUAUUUUCAGAAUGAAGAUAUGCUACUUCAGAGCUCUGGGAUUGAACAGUGUUUGUUGUUGUUACUGUUGUUGUUACUGUUGUUGUUGUUGAUCCUUUUCUUUGGCCAUUGCUGUGUACUCUUUUUUUUUUUUUUCCCCUCAUCUUCGUCAGAGUGGCGAAAAAUAUUGUGAUCACUAUCUUGCACAUGGUGGAAGAUGUCUCAGGAAAGCCGGGUUUCCCGAGGAGCAACUCCACACCAUUUCAUGUAUUUUUUAAACCCAACUCCUAGCACUGAAGAUAUUAUUAAAAAAAGAAUACAAAAACAAAAUAAAAAAGACAGUAAGAGAAGAAGAAAAAUACCUAAUCUAAUGUGUAGCAGUUACAUAUUUACCAAAUAAUGGACUCAAAAGAAAUAGAUGUUUGAAGAGUGCUUUAUAUAUUAAAAAUUGCUUUAUGUUUAAAAAUGAUCAAUGUUUUUGAUUGUUUUGAAAGGAAGAAAGACAAUGGAAUAACAUACCCUUUGAGUAUGUUUUUAGAAAUUAUAUGAACAUUUGUGCUCCCUGACUGCUUGGAUCAGGAAACUUGUGCAUUACAUUUUGUUUUGUUAAAGGUUAGCUUUUUAAUGGUUUUGUCGAAUUAAAAAGGGUCCUGCAAAAUUGCAAAUCAACAAAAGCUGGUUUUUUAGAGGAUCAUGAACUAUGCACAGAUUGGGUUCCAGACUUGUGUUUUCUCAAGUUUUCAUAGUGUAUUUAGCUGAAUACCCUUUUCUCAGAGUGAUUGCAUCUCAUUCUCAUUACACGCACUCUACAUAUGUAUUGUGUAUAUAUCUCUCUUUUAACACACACACACACACACAUAUUAUAUUUAUAUAUAAAAUACAUAUGUGCCUAUGUGCGGAUUGAAAUAGUCAAUACAAUUUUCCAUGCUAAAGUUUAGUAAUGAAUUGUAGAAAAAGAACUCACAAUCAUUUAAAAUUGGAGAUGGACAUUUUUAAAAUAAUUCCUGUUGAAUUUUUAUUUUUUAUUUUAUUUUAAUGUUUUGCCUUUAAUUUUGAAUUCAAGAUGUCUGUAACUCUGAGAUGAAAAGUUUUUAAAAGUUUGUGGCUUUUAAUGUUAUUUCUCCUCAUAGAAUGUGAUUGUUAAAAACAUGCACCAGAAGUUGCUUUCAAGAGUACGAAGAUUCUUUGAAACUUAAUAAAUUGCAGUUUUUCUUGGCUGUUAAGAAGGCAUGUGUAUUUUUCUUGUGUACAGAGAAGACUGUUAACAGAUAAUCUCCUAGCAUUUCUAAGGCUUGCCCCAUCCAUUACCUGUUAAUUGUUCAACCAGCAAAUAUCCGAAGUGAUUAAAAUGUCACCUUCAAUGUG
Molecule: messenger RNA, 8793 nt
Organism: Python bivittatus (Burmese python)
Lineage: Eukaryota; Metazoa; Chordata; Lepidosauria; Squamata; Pythonidae
Gene: TNRC6C
Product: trinucleotide repeat containing adaptor 6C
Biological process (GO): miRNA-mediated post-transcriptional gene silencing; positive regulation of nuclear-transcribed mRNA poly(A) tail shortening
Cellular component (GO): P-body; nucleoplasm
Molecular function (GO): RNA binding; protein binding
Source: RefSeq, a predicted model, not a curated record